AGGGGAGAUAACUGGAAACAUGUCCCAGAAGAACUGCACCACAGUCUUCUUCAAUGUAACCACCAGUUACUCUGAUAAAUACUACUUCAGGAUUGAGAGUCAACCAUUCCGUGCAACAGACCUUGAUAAGUCUGUUUCUAUAGAUGUCAGAGGUGAGGUGAAGGAAGGGACCCCUGUCAGUUUGAACUGCUCUGCUGUCGCUCCCUGUCCCGAACACCCCCCUGAGCUGACAUGGACUCUCCCAAAACAGUUCACAACUGAGAACCAACUGCAGGAGAGUUCAGACCAAACCAAAUCAGUUCUCUCCACGGUGACCUUCACUCCGUCAUAUCUUCAUCAUGAGAAGAACAUCACUUGUACCUCAGUCUACCCAGUAGGGGCAAGUAACAAGACAACUGAACAUAACAUGAUGCUUAACGUUUCAUUCUCUCCUAAGGACACCUCGGCCUCCAUCAGUCCAUCUGAUCCAGUAUCAGUGGGCAGCUGUGUUAAUCUGACCUGCAGCAGUACAGCCAACCCUCCUGUGACAACCUUCACCUGGUUCCAGAUCAGUGGAGAUAAACCAACACAGGUAGCAUCUGGACAGAGUUACACCCUCAAUGUGACUGUUGAUGGAGGACUGUACUUCUGUGAAGCAAGAAAUAAUAAUAAAUGCAUCUCAGUGCAAGAGGCGUCACUACAGUCCCUGGUUUGAUUCCAGGCUGUUUCACGUCCGGC
Molecule: messenger RNA, 717 nt
Organism: Oncorhynchus tshawytscha (Chinook salmon)
Lineage: Eukaryota; Metazoa; Chordata; Actinopteri; Salmoniformes; Salmonidae
Product: vascular cell adhesion protein 1-like
Exons: 3
Coding region: 20-694 (224 amino acids)
Source: RefSeq, a predicted model, not a curated record